UAUAGCAAAUUGUACACGACACCGACUUAUACCGGAUGUGUCGUCGUGGAAACGCGACUCGACCGGAUGUUCAAUAGUAUCGAAAAGAAAGUGGAAGAAACGGGAUCAUAAUGAAUACUCGAGGACUCCGCUCUCAGCUGAAAGACAGCGUACCUGUGGCAGGGUUAUGUCCACAGGGGGCUUACGGAGUGCAGGACUCAUUGCGCAGCGGCUUUUCCAGUGUGAAGAAUGAACUCCUUCCGAGCCACCCGCUGGAGCUGUCAGAGAAAAAUUUCCAGCUGAACAAGGACAAGAUGAAUUUCUCUACACUCAGAAACAUCCAGGGUCUUCAUGCUCCACUCAAACUGCAGAUGGAAUACAGGGCAGCUAGACAGAUCCAGCGUUUGCCAUUUUUACAGAGUUCAAACCUGGCCCUCGAUACGCUGCGAGGCAGUGACGAGGCCAUCGGCUUUGAGGACAUCCUUAACGAUCCAGCCCUGAGUGAAAUGAUGGGCGAGCCGCACAUGAUGAUGGAAUGCAAGCUGGGACUGUUGUGAAAGAAGAUGGAGACACACAAUACACAGCUACACAUAUAGAUUUAGGUUUAUUAUUUGUCUGCAUAAAAAUGUUAAAAAUCUUCAAUUCUGGUUCUGAGAAGUGAGCAAGAAAGGGGUGUGGUAACCUGUUGAUGUAAACUGACCGGGCACCUCAUUAGGUACACUUGUACAAUCCAGGUAAACCAAAACAACAACGUUGCCAUUCUACUUUUUUAAAGCUUAUAAUUUUUCAGUUUUUGUUGACACCGUCAGAGAGGUAAUAGUUCUACUUUAUGUUUGUUAUUGAGGUCUUAGUGGGUGCUGUUGUUAAACUGGACUUCAUUAUAUUGAAAGGUGUUUCUAAUAGUAUGGCCCCCUCAUGUAUGUCAAUGUGGUAACCAAACUAUUAGAAGCACCUCUCGAUAUAAUGCAGUCCAGUUUAACAAUACUGCAAACUGCGACCUCAACAGUAAACAUAAGAGUAAAAUAAAUACCUCUCUGACCGUGUCAGCAACAACUGAAACAUUGUAAGCUUCACUGAAAGUGGAAUUUUUGGCAGAGUUGUUGUAUUGGAUCAGACUGGAUUGUACCAGUGUACCUCGUGAAGUGGCCGGUCGGUUAAACGGUCAUUCAGACAAGCACUCAGAGCUGCUUUUGUAUGAUUCCAGUCUGAUGGGUAUUUUUAAUAAACUUCAUAACCUUCC
Molecule: messenger RNA, 1219 nt
Organism: Larimichthys crocea (large yellow croaker)
Lineage: Eukaryota; Metazoa; Chordata; Actinopteri; Sciaenidae
Gene: pomp
Product: proteasome maturation protein
Exons: 6
Coding region: 111-536 (141 amino acids)
Biological process (GO): proteasome assembly
Cellular component (GO): nucleus; cytoplasm
Source: RefSeq, a predicted model, not a curated record